Messenger RNA from Drepanopeziza brunnea f. sp. 'multigermtubi' MB_m1, 900 nucleotides. RefSeq lists its product as uncharacterized. Lineage: Eukaryota; Fungi; Ascomycota; Leotiomycetes; Helotiales; Drepanopezizaceae. Gene Ontology annotation, molecular function: acyltransferase activity, transferring groups other than amino-acyl groups. The record is from RefSeq and is a predicted model, not a curated record.
AUGGCUUCAGAGGCUUUGACUACAGAAAAGAUGGAGGGUGCUAGGAGCUCCGGAGACUUCUCCAACCUGGUUCCCAAACCGCGUGGAGCUGCAGAGGACGGACAGGAUACACAAUCAGAGAGCGAGUCCGUGGGGUCCUCCCACCUCGUCGAGGACAGUGUCGAUCAGCAGUACCUACGCUACAACCAAGUAAAGCACGGAGAAAGAGCGACCCGACAAGCUAUUUUGCAGGCACCCGACCUCCCCGAGACCGAAGUCGACAUGAUCUCCUACAUCACCAUGGACGAGGACACCGAGUUCUGGACGCAGCAGAUUCACGUCCGGUGCUUGUACGGAGACGCGCUCAUCGCUCAGGCGAGAGGGCGCUACAUCGACCGGGAUGCCAUCCGAGCCAACUUCCUGGGCCUGACGUCGGACCUUGUAGAUGAUACGGCCUGCAUGACGACCGAGCUCUUCGACGAGCGGGGACACUUCAAAGCCGCGGUCGCGCAGAUGGGCAGCGGAGUCUGGGGUGACGAACUGAGCCAGGGCGCUCUGCUGACCAUCGACAUGAUCUGGGUGGACGGGGAUUGGCGCGGACAAGGCGUCGGAACCGCCGUGGCUGCCAGGUUCGUCGAGGCUGCUCACGGCUGGAAGGCAGACAUCCGGUUUGUCAUUGUUUGGCCGGCUGAGCUCAAUAUCAGUGAGUUCUAUCACGGACCAGAGGUUGACAAGGCGGCUAGGGCGGCUGCGAGCCAUGAGAAUGUGAAGAGGGCUAGGAGGUUCUGGCGCAAGGUUGGGUAUCGCAGGAUUGGGCAUACUUCUUACUUCGGGGAUGCGGUUGAUCCCGCGCAUAGGAUGCAUGGGCUUGCUGCAGAUGAUGAUUGGAAUUAUGCUGACCGGGUGCUGCCGUUGGCUUAA